Molecule: messenger RNA, 4820 nt
Organism: Acanthaster planci (crown-of-thorns starfish)
Lineage: Eukaryota; Metazoa; Echinodermata; Asteroidea; Valvatida; Acanthasteridae
Product: ADP-ribose pyrophosphatase-like
Molecular function (GO): ADP-ribose diphosphatase activity
Source: RefSeq, a predicted model, not a curated record
GGAAAAAUAUUGUAGUGCACUCCUAGUGAUGCGGUGGGAGGGAUAUGCGGUUGAGGUUGGCAACGCUGCAUGUGCUGUAUUUUCCUCUUGGCAAAGCAAGUCACAAAAACAUAGCAGAUACGAAGACGAGUAUUAACCGAUUUCUGGCUGGCCUAGUCUUCUGCAGUAGGUUCCUCAUUGAACAAGUGCCAAAGAUGGCACUCACAACGAGUGCAUCACGUCUUCCUCUUCACGUGAAGGCCCGUGGAGAGAGGUACCCAAAUUCAGACGUCAAACGCUUCCCAGUACCGGAUGAUAAGGUCCAGUGGUCUGUUCCAUGGCCAGAAUAUAAACCAGUUGAGUUCACAAAUCCAAAAGUGUUGGCAGGCCCAGUUUGGGCAGAUCCAGAAAUAAGGGGGCCCAAUUCGGUAAAGCUGAAGUUCAAUCGAGUGGACGGUAAGAUCAACAGACGCAGCCACAUGAAGCCGGAUUAUGAAACACCCGAGGGCGUGCCUAGGAAUCCUUGCGGGAGAACGGGCAUAACGGGGAGAGGGGAGCUUGGGAAAUGGGGACCAAAUCAUGCUGCAGAUCCCUUAGUAACGAGAUGGAAGCGUGAUGAGUCAGGCACAGAAGUUGUCGACCCAGUCACAAAGAAGAAGAUUCUACAGUUCAUCGCUAUAUGCAGGAAGGACUCGGGAGCCUGGGCUAUACCAGGGGGUAUGGUGGACGCAGGGGAGACGGUAUCAGUUACAUUGAGGAGGGAGUUUGGUGAAGAAGCCAUGAACUCUCUAGACGCCCCGCGUAAGGAGAGAAAGAAGAUCGAGAAGGCCGUAGGAGAGCUCUUCAAGCACGGCAUCGAAGUCUACCGGGGCUACGUGGAUGACCCUCGCAACACAGACAACAGCUGGAUGGAGACAAUAGCGGUCAACUUCCACGACGGCACCGGCAACAGCGUGGGGAAGUUUGCCCUACACGCAGGGGACGACGCGGGGGCCGUGCAGUGGACGGACAUCGGGUCCAACCUCAAACUCUUUGCGAGCCACGAGUCGUUUAUCGAAAAGGUGGCCAUAAGGCUGGAUGCCCACUGGUAACGCUCUACCACUUUCACCUUGUACGUUUAGUAUCUCUAUCUCAAAGGCCAAAUUUAAAAAACAGUUUACAUGUUCAGCAUGUGUGCUGCCUCGUCUUUUGAAGGCUGCCUGCAGGGGCAGAUUGGCCAUUACAAUUGACUAGUGUUUCUGCGCUGGUAUACUUUGAAAUUUCUCUUCCUUGUUCAGUUUUGAGUUGUAUAGACUUCUUUAUUGAGUUUCGUUGUUGGCUUUUAAACAGUUGACAACAUUAAUGGAAUUGAACUUAACACCACUUUCAGUUUCCUCUUGGCAUUUCCUGAGGAAACAGAAAUUGGCAGAAGGCAGCUCGAUUUCAGAUGAUACUGACUCAUGCACUCCUGAACUCUACAUUAGUUGGAGAAUUCAGUGCUAUUACAGUCAAGCACAAACUAUUAUAAUACCUUGACUACCACGAAAAUAUCACCAAAAAGAAGCUUAUAAUCAGCAACUUAGGCAAGUCAUUUUUUUUUAUCUGCUAUACCUUGUCUUAAACUUGGUUAAUUUCCCCACUUAAAACUAGACUUUUGCAAAAUUGGCAGUACCAUAUUAUGUAAAUCCAUGCUGCAAAAAAUGUAACACGUCAUUUUAACAGAAGCGUAGAUCCAAAUAGCAAACAUGUAAGCCUUUUAUGAAUGCUCUUUUGGGAAAAUGUAAAGGUAUGUUAUUUAGAAGUAAAGUUUAAAUCGCACAACGAUCCAUUUAUGGCGAGGAUUUGAUGUGAAAGGGGAGGGGGAACGAAACCCAAGACAUUGUUUUGAAAAAAUGUGAAUUGCACUCAACUUACUUUGACCAUGCACUGUGCAGAAAAGUGCACAUUAUGCAUGCAUAUUUCUCAGUGUCGCAUAAAUUUUGGGCAGGAGCCUCAGUACACACAUGAUGUUCUCUACAUGUGUGACUCUGUUAGUCCCAUUACUGGUGUGAAAAAUAAUUGUAUUCCAGUGUGUGGGAUCGUCAAGCAUCUCUGCGCUCACGUGCAGAGAAAUACCCUGAUGCCCUGAUGAGCAAACCAUAUGUUUUGUAAUUCCCUAGUUGAAAGUUUCGAUUUAGUUAAAUAAAUAAAUAAAUCUAAUAUUACUGCAAGGUAUGUUUGGUGCUUGAAAAAGGUGUAAUAACUAAGUAAAAGUCGGGUUUGGGAAAAAAGUAAACGUAUAUGUGCAGUGUAUGUUCCCCUUAAAACAAUAAAACCGAAUGCCCAAGGCCUUUUGGUUGCAGAACCUUUCUUUUGCAUGUAAAAUCCCCUCACGUUUGUAGGAAACUAAUGGCCAAAGUAUAUUGGCUGAACUCUGUUUUUCCUCUAUUUGGCAAACUUCCUGGUUGAGUUUCAAGAAUCCACAGUAGGAAGCUUAGGGUUAAAUGUCAUGCUUGUCAUGCCAGAGGCAAAAAACUUGGUUCAAAGAAUAAAUCCUUUCCCAUACGUGUGUGUAAUACAUAUUUGUACAAUCCCUGUCUUUGACCCUGUCAGAGCAAGGAUUACACACGCAUGUACAGUCAUUGGUAGGAAAAACAGAUUACUUCACUUUUCUGGCAAUUCAGCUCACAUAAGGUGUCAGUAGUGUCGCAAGAGCUUUCAAAAGCUCUUAUUUUGGUCUUGCGAGUUCACAGACUUGCUUGAGGAAAUGCUUGGGAAAAGGGUGCAAGACACAAAGUCAAGUGACAGCUGGAGAAAUGGCUAAUUCCAGCCUGGAAAUGAAGGAAAACAGGAUGUUUAUGUGGAAUGAGUCAUCCUUGCUUUGUCGGGGCUUCCUAAGAACAGGGUGACGAAUUCUGGCAUGACUGUUUGGGGGAGAGUGCAGAAUGUGACUAGGUCACACUGUUUGCACCAGGGAACGGUGUUUAUGUAGCAUCUGGUGUUUCCUGGUAAAACGUGCCAGCUGUUCCGGACUUUGAAGAUUCUGCACAAAUACUCAUUACAGAUUUGUUCUGUCCCCUCCAUGUUGUCUUUUCAAACCAGAAAUUAGCCUCAAACAAAUUUUAUAACUAAAUGGUGUUUUAAUCUAAAUCUAAUGUGCUAAAUUGUGUUUUGCUAGUGUUAGAUGUUUUGUAAAUUUGUGGUUUUUGAUACUGAAAAAUUACAAUAUUGGAAGAAGUGAUUAUCUGAAACCGGAAUAUGAUGUAGGUCUGGUUGUGUAUAUUUAUGGUACAUUACAUCAGUUCAUAUCAUUUGGGUUUUCACCUGUUGCGAUUAAGUCAUCAUAAGUCCAUCAGUCUCAAGUGGAGUCACAAGCUAUUCAAAGGGUUGAAAUGAACUGUGACGGAGGAGUUUCUGUAUCAUUGUUCAUAGUGUCCAUGACGGGCCUAUUAGCAAAAGUGAUCGACUUAUGAUGGAACUGUGAUUGACUCACCUGUGCCUGUAGGGAUGUUCCCUGUUCUGUGGCCAAGCCUUCUCUGCCUCUUUAUUUAUUGACACAUUCCUAGUGACCUAGUCACAAGUUAUGUUUCGUUUUUCCUUUUUUGGUGGGGUGGGGGGGCGCUCUGUGCUUGAAAAUUGACUGAAGUUGAUACUGCGACCCCUGGAGUACUGUUGCCAAUGCUGAAUCAACUGAGCUGUCUAGCCCAGUAUAAGUAAUCUGUCAAUACAUUUAUACCACAGCUACUCAACCUGAAAUAAAUCCACAGGAAUUUUUAAGGCACUCUUUGGAUGUAAAAAAACAAACUGCUCUUUUAUUUUUGUCAGUACUCGCCAAAUUCAAGUUUGCUUUCUUUAUGGAAACGCUGUUCGGGAAUUGGCAGAGAGUUUUGAGUAUUAAAUAAAACUUGAGAAAAAUGGGUAUCAAGGUGCUCAUCGGAGUCCUUGCGUCGGUUUAGUGCUAGCUGUUAGAACAGAGGUACUUGUUCUGGGGGUUGCAGGUUCAAACUCUACUUCCGUGAGUUUCCUUUGUUUUCUACAAACUUACCAAGAAGUUACAAUUGUGUACAUGUAUGUGGUCAGUUAGGUGCUGUAUUCUUUGAAACUUAUUUUUCUUUCAGUUUUAUUCAGUCAUGACUGAGGUACAUGAAUUCUCUUUUUGAUAAAUCUUAUUGCCAGUGGCAAAGUUGGUGAUAUUGUGUGUUUUAUUGUGAUCAAUGUAACCGUAUGAAGCUACUGGUAGCUAGGUCAGUUCAAUUCACUUGUCAAAAGUGUAGGUAAUCAAGGCCUUUUCUUGUUCUUAAAACUUCUUGAAGUUGUGAUUUGUUGCAAUUCUGAGACUUACUUGGGGGCUGGGGGGAGUACUAAUGUGGGAAUUCAAUUGUAGAUAAAAAAACUGGACAUUUAACCUUUACUUUGCUGUGAUUUUAUGGUAAUUCUUUUUUCUUUUUUUUUGACUCUUUGCUAUGGACACUUAACCAAAAGAUGAGCUGCCAAAAGUGCUAAGCGGAAAAUAGUACUUUGCAAAAUACCAGUCGGGGAAAUUGUAGAUUACAUGGCAGCUUUGCUGGUAACCCAAGUUUGAUUGACCUGUAUUCUCGUCGCUAAGCAAAAUGGGCCUACAUAAAUCUGUUCAUGGAGUUGGGAUUUAAUUUACUUCAGAUAAAUUGGUACAUUUAAAGACAACAAAGUCAUCUGCCAAAAGUGGAGACUUCAUCACAAAGUACUAAAAAUGUAGUGUAGGUAAAGGAUCAUCAAACACUUAUGAGUGAACUCUUAAAUUUUACAGUGGCACUGAACUGUAGGAAUUGUACAGUUAAUAACCUGUUGGCAGUAUAACCUUUUCAUUGCUGAAAUCAGAUCAAACUAUCUGUAUUGGAACUAAG